Messenger RNA from Amphibalanus amphitrite, 1973 nucleotides. Its product is annotated as techylectin-5B-like. The transcript has a single exon. NCBI's taxonomy places the organism in Eukaryota, Metazoa, Arthropoda, Thecostraca, Balanomorpha, Balanidae. The coding region runs from base 85 to 1512 and encodes 475 amino acids. The record is from RefSeq and is a predicted model, not a curated record.
GACGUCCUGCCAGCUCCGAGCCGUCAGUCCGAGGGCGGCAGCCGGGGACGGUGGAUCACAUACUGUCUCAGUGUCCGUGUCACCAUGUCGGCCCUCAGCAGCCGGCUGGCGACGCUCCUGACUUUGGCCGUGCUCAUCGUGACGGCCGGCUGUGACGGUGGCAGGUCAAUCCCGCUGAGUGAAAUCAUACAGCAAGUGGUUCGUGAGUGCAUCCAAGGGAAGGAAUUCAUACAGCAAGUGGUGCGUGAUGAACUGCAGUCAGGAACGGAACCUCUGGAGAACAGGCUGGAGUCUAGGAUGGAGACUCUGGAGCGCAGAAUGGAGGAGCUGACCGGCCGACUGGACGGCCAGCAGACUCAGCUGGACGAGGUCGUCACACAGCUGAACGGCCAAAAAUCCCAGCAGGACGAGACGACAGCCACUGUGAACGACCUCACAGAACGACUGAGUGCUAUCGCCAUCCGCAUGGAAAAACACGUGACCGAAAUGCGUAAAUUGGCUACGAGGCUCGACAGCCAGCAAUCAACAAUGAAUGAGCAAAAAUCACAACAAGAGGAGACUGCAGCCACAGUGAAUAACGUCACAGCGCAACUGGAUACCAUCGUUACACAGCAAGGAAAUCAACUCAACCAGACGUCUCAACUGGCUACAAGGAUCAACAGCCAGCAAUCACAACUGAGCGAGCUCAACACCCAGCUGAACGAACAAAAAACGACUCAGCGUGAGGUUUCAGUCAGAAUGGAUAACCUGACCUCCCAGGUUGACAUUCUAGGAUCCAAGCUGACCGGAGCCAUCAACAACACAUCAUCCCAACAGGAGCGUAUUCAUGACCUCGCUGCUAAGGUAAACCAUCACCAUCCUCCCCGUGACUGCAGCGGUCUGCCUGUCGGCUCCCCAUCUGGAGUCUACCUCCUUCGGCCCAGUGGUAACAACACACAACCACCCGUCCAGGCUUACUGUGACAUGGCCACUGCCGGAGGGAACUGGACGGUGAUACAACGACGAGACAACAUCGAGCCCCACCAGGACUUCUACCUCGGAUGGACGGACUAUAAGGUGGGCUUUGGUAAUGUUACCAAAGAAUUCUGGUGGGGCUUGGAACACGUUUAUCAGCUUACGUCAUCGGGCCGACAGUUCGAACUCCGUAUUGAUCUGGAAGCGUUUGACGGUAAUAGAUCAUACGCUACAUAUCAACAGUUCCGUAUCUCGUCUGAGGUGGAUGGGUACAGACUGAGCUGUACCGACUACUCGGGAACUGCCGGCGAUGGUCUGGAGAACAGCGUCAAUCAGAAGUUCUCUACCCGUGACCGUGACCAGGACAGGUCUUACCUCCACUGUGCACAGCACUGUCAGGGGGCCUGGUGGUACGGACCGGGGUUGUGCGGGGUAAUCAGCCUGAACGGACGGUACCGGGACGGCGGUAAUGAGGACCACACUGGAAUAUGGUGGUACACGUGGAGGUACGCUGAGUCACUGAAGAAAACAGAUAUGAAGAUCAGACCAACGUACUAAUCUACACACCAAGGAGAACAUCACAGUGGUGUGGAUACCCUGGUGUCACGUGUACCGAGCCGGUGUCACAGUAUUUACUCGAACACUAACACUGUAGUGUGGGUUAGAGUGUGAAGUUCUUAAUCACGUGACGUUGUACGAGGGUGCAACUCGGCGCUUUUCUGCGAAUGAGAAGUAUGAUGUGCGAUUAUCUAUAGGACUCAAUACACGUGUCCGUCGGUCUCUCUCUCUCUCUCUCUCUCUCUCUCUCUCUCUCUCUCUCUCUCUCUCUCUCUCUCUCUCUCUCUCUCUCUCUCUCUCUCUCUCUCUCUCUCUCUCUCUCUCUCCCUCCCUCCCUCCCUCCCCUUCCAUACCUGUCUCUGUUGAUCCUGCUCCAGUUGAGACAUCUCUACCUCGGCCCUCUCGGCCAUUUUCUGUCGCAGCUGCAGCUCCGUGUCGGCGUCCGCCUCCAGCGAUUUCAG